Molecule: messenger RNA, 1259 nt
Organism: Cuscuta campestris
Lineage: Eukaryota; Viridiplantae; Streptophyta; Magnoliopsida; Solanales; Convolvulaceae
Source: the annotation of a GenBank genome assembly
UUGUCUCUCUGCAAUAUAUAAUUACUACCAUUUCCUCUUCUUCCCUGAAGCAGAACAACUAACAGCUCUCUUCAAGUUAACAUGGCAUCGCCAUUAACACUACCUCAAUUAGAACAAGAAGAAGAAGAAGAAGAAGACGACGAAAAUGAGGAACUCGCCUCCCUUUUCUCCAAAGAAACAGAGUCCCCGCCGCCCCUGUUCUCCGCAGACCCUCCCCUGUUUCUGCUGCCGCGCGCGGCGGCCGUCCGGUGGAUUCUGAGAGUCAGCUCGCAUUACGGGUUCUCGGCGCUGACUCCGGUCCUGGCCGUGAACUACCUCGACCGGUUUCUCUCCGGCGUGAUCUACCAGGAAGACAAGCCCUGGAUGGUUCAGCUCGCCGCCGCCGCGUGCCUCUCCUUGGCCGCAAAAGUCGAAGAAACCCACGUUCCCCUGCUCCUCGACCUCCAAGUGGAAGAUGCAGAGCAUGUGUUUGAGGCAAAGACGGUGCAGAAGAUGGAGAUAAUGGUUCUUUCGUCGCUGGACUGGAAGAUGAAUCCGGUGACCGCCAUUUCGUUCGUCGACGGCUUCGCCGCAAGGCUGGGGCUGAAUCGUCGUCUUCAUCCUCUCCACUGGGAGAUGUUCUAUGCAAGAUGCCUGGCAUCCAUUCUGGGUUUCUUGCCUGAUUCAAGAUUUGUACGUUAUGUGCCGUCGGUGGUGGCCGCAGCGGCCAUGCUGGAGGUGGAGUCCAGCUGCAACGGCGUUGACUAUGGAACCCAACUCCUUUCUCUUCUUCAUGUCACUAAGGAUAAAGUGAACCAGUGCUCCCAGACAAUGAGAGAGGUCGUGGCAGUGUCAAACAGUACUUUCCGCCGCCGUCAUUACAUCGGCUGCUACGGCGGCGACGCCUACCACUGCUGCCCGCAUCAUCCGGGCAGUCCCAUCGGAGUCAUCGAUGCCGCUGCCUUGUGCUGCACCGAGAGCUCGGACGACGAUUGGUGGGGUUCGGACACGGCGCCGGUAACACCGCCGCCGCCCCAUUCCAAGAAAAUUAGAGUUGAGUAAAUUGAAGUAACAGCGAACUCGGUCAUCUCAUGACAUAGAGUUUCACGUAUAUUCGCAUGAAUACUCAUUAUCAAGUAAUUAAGUAUUUAUUUCCGAUUAACGGAGUACUCAUAUUCGAGUUACUGAUUGCUCAUUUUCGAGCAUAAGAGAUUUUAGAGAAUUGAAUAUUCACUUGUUUGAAAAUGAGCACUUGUCGUGAAUAUACGGAAAAUACGGUA